AUGGAGACUGCAUAUCUCAAAAGGUGUCUCGGUAUGUGUUUAGCCGAAGGCCUUGCGGAAGUGGCCGAACGUCGGCCAGCAGACCCGAUAGAGUACUUGGCGCACUGGAUUUACAAAUACAGGAAGAAUAUGGAUGACGAUUUCCAGAGGAAAGUGGAGAGGGAGCAACUGGAACGCGAGCGCGAGGAGGCCCAGAAAGAAGUGGAAAUGUUAGAAAAAAUGAAAGAAGAAGAACUUUUGAUCCAGCAGAAGCUUGAAGAAGAGAGACAGGCCGAGCUGGAACGACAACGUGAAGAGCAUGAGAGGCUGGAGAAAGAGCGAGCAGAGGAGCUCAUCAUAGAGCAGAAGAGGAUCGCAGAGAUGGAGGCAAAGACAGCCAUUGAAAAGGAGAAGCCAUCCAAGACCCUGGCAGAGUUAACGGAUAAAUACGGCGCUCCCCAUUUGACUCGGGUCGAGGAGAUAGACGAAAUGGAGCAGUCUGAACAUGCACUUCCAACUAUUGCCGAGUCAGAGGAAGAAGACGUGCUGGUGGGGUAA
Messenger RNA from Euleptes europaea (tarantolino), 537 nucleotides. RefSeq names its product DPY30 domain containing 1 (gene DYDC1). NCBI's taxonomy places the organism in Eukaryota, Metazoa, Chordata, Lepidosauria, Squamata, Sphaerodactylidae. The coding region runs from base 1 to 537 and encodes 178 amino acids. The transcript is spliced from 5 exons. The record is from RefSeq and is a predicted model, not a curated record. Gene Ontology annotation, cellular component: Set1C/COMPASS complex.